Penaeus indicus is the source of this 542-nucleotide messenger RNA. RefSeq lists its product as uncharacterized. The record is from RefSeq and is a predicted model, not a curated record. NCBI's taxonomy places the organism in Eukaryota, Metazoa, Arthropoda, Malacostraca, Decapoda, Penaeidae. The transcript is spliced from 3 exons. Bases 210 to 542 code for a protein of 110 amino acids.
CGGGUGGCACCCAACGCAAGAAGCGCCGGACGACGGAGGUCCCUGUGGAAAAUAAGGUAUUAUCGGUGUUUAAAGCCAAUUCAUAUCAAAAGUAACGACUCACUGCAGUAUUAAGAGACGAAGCGAGUAAACGGAAUAAGGACACAAGCAGAAAAGAAGCGAGGAAUAUAGCGCAUGAGAGAUUUCUAAUGGUCAGUGGCUGAGUCUUAAUGGCUGUCAUGGAUGACUCAGAAGAGUAUGACAACACAAUUGAGUUCAUUGCUGUUAAGGAAGAGAACAUUGAAGAGAUCACUGAGGAGAAUCACCAGGUAAAAAAAAGAGAAAUUGUUGAGGAUGAUGGUGAAGUGAAUGCUGUCUUUAUAAAAACUGAAGAAGUUAAUACAAACCAUGAAAGUACAGUGUCUGAAUUCAAAAGUCUUGGGAAAGCAGAAAGAAAUGGCUUGGAUGUGUUGAUGUGCGAAGAUGAGGAUCCAUUGCAACCACUGCCAUUUGUGGCUAAGGAUUUGGGGAAUAACUCUCUUGUGGUUUUCUCGUGGGACUGA